Molecule: messenger RNA, 2964 nt
Organism: Episyrphus balteatus (marmalade hoverfly)
Lineage: Eukaryota; Metazoa; Arthropoda; Insecta; Diptera; Syrphidae
Product: retinoblastoma family protein-like
Exons: 16
Coding region: 201-2828 (875 amino acids)
Biological process (GO): cell differentiation; negative regulation of G1/S transition of mitotic cell cycle; regulation of transcription by RNA polymerase II
Cellular component (GO): nucleus; chromatin; transcription regulator complex
Molecular function (GO): RNA polymerase II transcription regulatory region sequence-specific DNA binding
Source: RefSeq, a predicted model, not a curated record
CCCAAUUUUUUUUGGCGGAAGAAUUGCAUUAAAAAUUUUCACUCCUCCAAGUUUUCGAUGAAAACAAAUCGCAUGUUUAAUUAAAUCAACUUAAUUUAUUUUAUUUCAAAGUAUUUUACAAUAAUUAUAUUAAAUUUCAAAGUUAUCUUUGUGUGAAAAAUCGUUUUCGAUAAAUUUGUUUUCAUCGUUUAUUGGGCGAAAUGUCCUUAUCAAAAGCUAAAAUGGAAAUAAAAACAAAGUUCCAGGAUCUUUGUCGUGAACUUAACAUGGAUAAAGAAACUGAAGAAAGUGCAUGGACAAAUUAUCAUGAGAUGUCUCAAAAAAUGUCCCUGGAUGGAGAUCCAUGCCAGUGGCUUUGCUGUGCUUUGUAUGCUGCUUGUCGAGAGUCUUACAGACCAACCGUUGGUGGAACCAAUGAAGUUGUUAAAGGAAACUGUGUUUCAUUAACAAAACUUCUUCGAAGUUGCAAUGUCAGCCUUUAUGACUUUUUUACUAAAAUGAAAAGCUGGUGUGAAAUGGCAACUCUUUCGAAAAAUUUCAUCAAUCAAAUUGAACGACUUGAACAAGGUUUUAUAAUAACGUUAAAUUUAUUUGAGUGGUACAAUAAGAUUUUUGAUCAAAUCUUUAUUGUCCCACCAAAUGAAAAGAAGAACAAAAAAGCUAGGCCAGUUAAAUGUUCGGCAACUAAAUUGUACGAUCUGUGUUGGUGUUUAUUUCUAUGUGCCAAAAAUGAAGAUAUGAAUUGUACAGUUGAUCUGGUAUCAUCAUUUCAUUUGUUAUUGUGUUGCAUAGAUUUAAUCUAUAUCAAUGCAUUGGCCGAGAAUCGCAUAGAAUUAAUAAAUCCAAAUUUUGAAGGAGUACCAAAGAAUUGGAAUACACCUGAAUUUAAUCCAUCGACAAUAAGCAAACAUUGUAUUAUAGAACCACUUUGUAAAAUAACUAAAGGUCUUAACAUAGAAGCACGUUCAAUGAAACUAAAUUCUUGGAAGAAAAUCAUGACCGAAUUUAUUGGAACAAAAACUUUACUUGGAAACAAAGAUACAUUUAUGGAAAUUAUAUCGAACAAUAACUUUGAACCGAAUCUUAAAUCAUUAAACAGUGCCUAUGAACAGUAUGUUUUAAGUGUAGGAGAGUUUGAUGAGAGAAUUUUACUUCAUAACACAAAUUACAGAAAACUGAGUAAUAGCGAAUCGAGCAGUAGCCACAACGCAUACAUGAACCAGAGUAUACGUUCGAUUGCGCCAGAAACGCCAUUGACAAGGAGACAUCAUUUGCCAAAAAAAGACAAUGUAUCCGAACCAGUGGCAAGUGCAACUCAGAAUGUAAGAAAACUACAAGAUAUUGCUGAUCUUAAAGGUCCAUCAGAUUACAUAAAACAAGCUGGUGAAAGCACAAUGCAAAUAAUCAAAUCUAAAUUAGACGCAAUGGAAGUUAUAUUCAAAGAAAAAUUUCCCAUUAAAUCAGAGGCUGAAAAACGUUUUUCACUCGCUAGAUCUCUUUAUUUUUAUUUAUCAGAAAAAAUAGUGCGAGCUGAAGUUGCAUCAAAACCAAAUAUUGAUCUCAAGAUAUUGCUGGAAACUGAAAGUUUAAAUUCAGCUCUUAUAACUUGCUGUGUUGAAAUUGUGCUUGAUGCAUAUAAUUCACAAUUGAAAUUUCCAUGGGUUUUAAAUUGCUUUGAUUUAAAGCCAUUUAAUUUUAUUAAAAUUAUUGAAAUAGUCGUGAAGAGACAAGAUAUAUUAACACGAGCUUUAAUCAAACAUCUAAAUUUAAUCGAAGAAACUUGUCUGGAAUCAUUAGCAUGGGGAAGUAGUUCGCCACUUUGGAUUGUCUUGCAGCAAAGAAAAGUACCUCUACCUUCAUGGGCAGAUGUUGAUGUAAAUAAAAUGGCUCAUUGCAAUCAAGAACGUAACUUACUGCAAUCUCCAAUGAACUCAGCUUAUGACUGUUUUAAUUCAUCGACGGCAUCGACAUCGGAAUCAGCCAGAAGAGAUUUGUUUAAUGCGGGGAAAGGGUUAAUAUUUUCUCCAGCUUCAGAACCAAAACCUGUUGAUCCUUCCAAGCCAACCUCUGCGGAAGCUAGAAGAGAUGUUUCCUUAUCGAUAUUUUUAAGAAAGUUUUACACACUGGCAUGGAUGCGAAUGAAAGAAUUAUGCAAAGAACUAGAAAUGGGUGAUGAAAGGCAUAUGAUUAAAGUGUGGACUUUAUUUGAGUAUUCAAUUACUCAUAGAACUGAACUGAUGCAAGAUCGUCAUCUUGAUCAGUUAUUAAUGUGUGCAAUAUAUAUAUACAUAAAGGUUCAAGAAAUACAGAAAAAAACAUUUACGGAUAUUAUGAGACUGUACAGAAAACAACCACAAGCCGCCAGCAAUAUUUAUCGCGAGGUGUUAAUUGAACCUACCAAAAAAGAUGGCGAUGACAAAAUUCCUCAAUAUGGUGAUAUUAUUUUAUUUUAUAACACAAUUUAUGUACAAAAAAUGACGCCAUACGCCCUCAAUUUCAGUGAUAAGAAAAAAUCACAAAAUGAUCUCCUUCUCUCGCCACAUCCCACUGAAAAAAUUAAUCUUCCAAAGAGGCUUUCAAAUCAUCUCUACGUACACCAGCUGGAAAAGAAUGAAGUCCAAUAUUCUCCUAACCAUAUUACGUAUGAAUUCCACAAAAGUCCAGCAAAAGAUUUAGACAAAUUAAACGAAAUCGUCCGAAGAGGCAAACGAAAUCUUACAUUCAACGACGAAGAACCAGUUGUUAUAAAAAAACUGAAGUCAAAUCUUCAUUUCCAAGGAAAAAUCCUUUGUAUAAAAAACGACCGACAAGCAGAACGACAAGAGUGAAUUUGUUGAAUACUUUUUUUUAAUUAAAAAUAAUAAUGUAAAAUUAUUUAUAAAUUAGUAUUAUAUUAAUAUUUUAUUUAAUUAUUAUUAUUGUUGUUUGAUGCAGCCAUAACAAUAAAUUGUACUAUUUAAUGAA